AUGGAUGAUAUGGAGGUCGAAGCGGUUGUCAAGGCGCCUUCAGAUGAUGGCGAAGCCAUGGACAUCGAUGAAGGAGCUGAUGAGAACGAUCAGGCGGCUUUAGUGGGGUUGAUUGAGUGCAUUUUGCCUCAAGACGUGCUGGUGACAAUGGUUGAUCCACAUGGGGACACUCCAGAUCGGGCGAUUCAGGCACAAUGGGCUGUGGUUCCACUCAUGAGAAGAAUAUUCCGUGCCAAGAAUGAAACCAAGCUCCAUGUGCUCUUUACUGAGAAGUUUGCGGAAGUACAGGAGACUCAUCGUGAGCUAUGGCCUGGUUUCGGGCCUCCAAAAAUGCUCCAAUCGAAACACCAGAGGGCGACUGCAAAUUCUGACAGUGAAGCUGAACCACAAAUAGUGUACCUCAAGCAAAAGAGUGUACCUACUUCAAUGGCGAUGGCAUGGCUAGCUUGGGGGGCAUCCAAAAGCAGGAGAAUGGCAGAAGACCGCUCAAGAACUUUGAGCUAUCUCAAAGAACUGCUGGACCAUGUGCUACAGAGGGCUGGGAAGCUGGAUUUCCGCGUUGUAAAGAUUGGAAGGCCACAAGAUGGAGAAACUAGUGUGCAGGUGUCUGCAAUGAACCCUUACCUCAAUUCCAGACUGCUGUGGACGAAGAGCCAGGAUUGCCGCAUUGUCCCAACAUGGGAGCUGUGCAGGAUUGAUUCAAAACAUGCUGUGAGUUCAGGGGCUGACAGGCCACAUUGGUUGGACAUUGUCGCAUUCGCUGUAGAUUCAAAGGGCGGUCUCGCUCAACGUCUUCUCAAGCCUUUAGCUUUCACUCUCCUAGCUCAAGCAGCCAGUUGGAUGGACGACAACAUGAGCAGGCUGGCGCUGGAAGCUUCAGAAUUUCAACGGACCGGUCGGAAGAAUCGGUUUCAGAGCAAAGCUGCAAAUUUUCUGGCUAUGGUGCAGGCUGCAAAUUUUCUGUUGCAGGAAAAUGAGACUUUGGCUUACAUUGGCAUCUACAUGGAUGGGAGCAGCAUAGCUGGACGGCCUACAGAGCUGGCCUUUCUCUGGGCGCCAGAGAUUCAACAUGGUGCUUACAACCUACGGCUGAAGCUUAUUCGGGAACUCUAUGGCAGCCAUUACAGGAUGCGUGUUCUCCGUGUGGAUACGGAUGACGUAGGUCACUCUGGCGUUCGGAGGGAGAGGGUCUACAUCAUCCUUUCGAAUAAAACCUGCACUGUGGAAAUCUUCGACCCAAACAAUGUUUACAACCACAUUGCUGGCAAAAUCAGAUCGACCAUCCAAACAAAGCCUCGAGACUAUUUCAUUGCGAGCAAGCAAGAAGUACUUCUGGUCGCGAAUGAUUUGGCUGCGCGAAGGAAUGUUCUUCAGAGCAAACGGCCAGAUCUUUCACGUCUCCUCACACAGAGGGAGAAGCAGGUCAUCAAGACCCUCAACCAGGAAUACCGGCGCAGGUGGAAGCGAAACCCACAGGAAGACCAGGACUUAGUUUACUAUCUUGGGGACAAUGCUAAGAGGAAAUGCUGGAGCGCUGUGAGUGGUCGUAUCCCCACACUGAGGAUGUCUGGAGGCCUGACGUGGUCUGUCCACAGGAAACGUUUUUUGACAGGCAGGGAGAAGCUGGGAACACUAGGAUUCCCCGUCACACCUUCGAUUGCAAAGAAACUUAAGGUUUCAACUCUGCCCGUCCUCGAUGUUGCCAGGGCUAACUCAGUAGCAGGCAACUGUAUGCACUUCACACAGGCUGCCAUCAUCCAGCUAGCGGCCCUGUCGAGCUACAGCCGCUCGAGUGUAAAGUCCUGA
Durusdinium trenchii is the source of this 1806-nucleotide messenger RNA. The record is from the annotation of a GenBank genome assembly. Lineage: Eukaryota; Dinophyceae; Suessiales; Symbiodiniaceae.